UUUUCGGCGCUUCAUAGGUAUCUACACCAAACCUGCAACCGUCCACUCGGACAACGGGACUAAUUUCGUGGGAGCCGAGAACGAGCUUAAUUCAUUUAUUCAAGAAUUGCCAAAGAGUGGAGCGUUUCAACAGUUCCUGAAGGUGAAAAAUAUCGACUGGCGUUUCCAACCUCCGCGUGCUCCUCACUUUGGAGGCGCACAUGAAAGUCUCGUUCGCUCAACAAAACGGGCGCUCUACCGGGCUCUGGAAAUCGAGAAGGCUGGUUUGCGGUAUCCGACAGAUGAAAUGCUUCGUACUCUAUUGGCAGAAGUUGGUGGGAUGCUUAACGCCCGUCCUCUAACUUACACCAGCACGGAUCCAGCGGAUUUUCGGCCUUUAACUCCAAACGAUUUUUUGAAUCGUCCGCCGACUUACGACUUACCGCCAGGAGAUUUCUCACACGCCCUGCCCCGGGAGCGUUUUCGAUAUGUGCAACGCACAGCUCAACUCUUUUGGGACCUCUGGACCAAAUUUUAUCUUCCAUCGCUCGUUCCGCGGAAAAAGUGGAAGACUAAACAGCAGAAUCUCGCUAUAGGAGACGUCGUGUUGAUGAUCGACUCCAAUCAGCCCCGCGGUCAAUGGAAGCUCGGACAUAUAAUCAAAACUUUCCCUGGAGAAGACGGCCUGGUCAGAGUGGUCGAGGUCCAAGCCGACACCGGAAUUUAUAAGAGAGCUGUUCAUCGCCUGUGUCUUCUAGAACGUGCGCCGAAGGAUUCCUCUACGAUCGAGAAUAGUCAAGCUGAUCCAGCGGAGGCGAGUAGGAAGAUCUCAACUGCUCAUUGUCAUCGCCUCAGAGCUUAUUAUUGUUCUAUUUCACCGUAACUGACUCAUCGAUGUUGCGUUUCGAUUCGGGGGAGAAUGUUCCGGCGAAAUUAUGUUUGUGUCGAUUUAUCGCAAUCUGGCAACACUCUUUUCCAUUUCUUUCCCGCUGUCAGAAAUACGCCCUAACAUUCGUCUGCCUCUCGUUUCUAUGUCAGGUUGUCAGAGUUUGAGUUCUUCUAAAUCACCGGCAUUUACGUUUCUUUCUGUGAUUUUGUUCCAUUUUUCUGUCUAACAGAGGUGAGAAAUGUCCCAUAUGUGUUUCCAUAUGUCUUGUACUAAUUAUCUAUAUCUGCAGCUCAACUGUCUUGAGAUAUUCUGCAUUCUGUCAGUUUAUUCCACUGUGUGAUUCGUUCUAUGGUCUACAAAGCUUGCAAGCAACUUAUGUUUUGUCCUUGCUUCGCAGGCACCAUCGUUAACUCUUACAGUCAUACUGCCAUUCUGGCAGACAAAUCUUUACUCACAAUACAUUGAAGAGAAAACCACUACCGGCCUAUGCUCUAAUUUAGCUCUUGAACAUUUGGUCCUUCGAACCGGAGCUUUAGUCAGUGAAGGUGGUGGCCAGCUUAUUCUUCAGCCAACAUCAUUCUGCUACACGAGUCCUGUAGCCAGACCACUACUGCCAGCAUUUACAACGUUGGCCUGUCAUCAUCCUGCUGUUCAAGUCCAUCGUGUGCAGCCAUUCUACACAGCCAACAUCUAUUGUUGGCCAGCCAUCAUCCUGCUACACGAGUCCUGUAGCCAGCCUACUACAGCCAGCAUUUACAACGUUGGCCAGUCAUAUCACUGCUGCCCAGUUCUUCAUGGUCAGCUGCUUCCCACAUUCGUCAUUGGUUCUUCAUCCUUCUACUGUCCAGGCCUUCGUGGUCAGCUUGCGUCAACCAACGCUUCCGUCAACGUGAGCUGUGUAUUUACUCCACCCAUAUGCCUUAUAUGAUUCAUCCAACUAGAUCAACCGAAGCCCAGGCAGCUCAUGCCCAAUCCGCUCAAGCCAAUUCAGCCAUGCCGAAUCCUGGUUUCGGAUCCAGCCAAGAAGAAGAAGAAGGUCGAAAGGUGAGCCCACCUGUUGGAGAUGUCGAGCUCACAAAGAAGAGGAGAACCACCGUCCGCCGUCAGAUCACCUCGACGAUUCGACAGAUUCGUGCCAGUAUCGAUCAGUGUGGAUCGCGUGGAAGUAUAGGUGGCCUCGUCAAACACCUCCAGAGCUUAGCAACAACAGCUACACUCUUGCACACUGACUUGCUAAUAGUCGAAGAUGCAAGUGAGACCGAAAGGCAAGAGGACAAACAUUUGAUGUAUGUUCAACAGAUAGGGGACGCGAUCGCCGAAGCUGAUGAACACCUGAAGUCAAGAGCUGACGAAGCCCCUUCGGUAGUGAACGGCGGACGCGCUAAGAGAGUGACAGAAGAGGAGAUUCGCGCAGCAAAGCAACUGAUCGAGCAGACCCGUACACUAGCAGAGCAGGCUCGAAAGCGAGCGGAGGAACUUCAGAUUCAACAACAACAAGCAGAGGAGGCUCUCCAAGAUCUACAGCAAGACGAUGCCAACCCCGACAACUUCUCUUCCGUAAGCAAUAGGGGCGGAUCAUUUACGAAAUUGGCAGCAGAUUGGAAACGAAAACAAGCUCAGCAGAAUACCGCUCCCGACGAUUGGAUUGACGGUUAUGCCAACGGAACAUUGAAACCUAUCUACACAGCUGGAUCCCGAUCGUCAGUGAAAGCAGACCUAGAGCCCUUUUCCGGAAGAUCCCUGGACUGGUUCGCGUGGAUCGACCUUUUCCGCGCUUUAGUUCACGACACAGCAAAAUCACCAGGGGAAAAGUUGGCGCUGCUUCAUCGUUACGUGAGAGGAGAUUGUCUCGACGUGAUCCAUGGCCUAGGAGGAGGAGAAGGAGCUUAUAUUGAGGCUCUGAUACGCCUCAAGGAGUCAUGUGGUCGGCGCGAUGUGAUGCGGGCCGCUCAUAUACAAGCCAUAGAAGGCCUCGAACUCAAAAACGAUCCCGCCAUCUUUAAAAGGUACGCUGAAAAGGUACGGACUCAUCUGUUUGACCUCUCUCGUAUCGGGGAGACGUCUUCUGCGGGAUUGAUUGAGAAGAUUUGCUUGAGGCUUCAGCUACACGACCGUCUAGCAUGGAACGAUGGCCGAAAAGGAGGUUUGGAGACAAGAAGCUUAAAUACGUUUGGAGUUUGGCUUUGUGAGAGAGCUGCUGCCUAUCAAAACGCUUACAGUAUAGCGGCUGAACAGACGACAGCGGCUCAGAAACCCAACGUACGCUUUGCUGCCCGUGCUAACCCAGUUUCUUCCAAACAAUCAUCCAUGCCACAAACCUCAUCGAAAUCCGCUUCACGCUCGUUUUGUUUCAAGUGUGAAGGUGAUCAUAAACUCGAGAUUUGCGGCGCCUUUAAAUCAUCUUCUGUAGGGGAUCGUGUCGGCUUCUGUGCAAAGCAUCGACUGUGUUUUGGUUGUCUGAAACCAAGACAUUCGAUCCGUUUCUGUCCUCAACGGAAGCCCUGUAGUCAAUCCGGCUGCACCUUGUUUCAUCACGCGCUACUACACGACGUCAAUCGAGCUAAUCCGGAUACUUCCAUCACUGCGCGCCCAGCUAGUCUACGCAGCGACAUCGGAAGCAAUCGAAGAGUGGCGAUGGGAAUGAUGCGACUCAAGAUACAAGAUGCAGACGGCCACUGGAUAACAGCGAAUGUUUUCGUGGAUGAAGGAAGCGACUCCACCUUGAUGCGGCAAGGAUUCGCCAAACUCCUGAAGCUUCGUGGCGCUCAUCACAUCCUUACCGUCGUCGGAGCCGGGAACGUCAUCAACCAUUACCCCUCCCAGCGAAUCAGUUUCGGCAUUAGAGACUCAGAUGGAUCUAUCGUCACCAUUACCUGCUCAACGUUACCAACCGUUGCCAGUGAUACACCUGUAACCGAUUGGCCAGUUCUAAAGAAACGUUGGAGCCAUCUAGCUGAUCUACCAGUGACGAUGACAGGUGGUAAAGUGGACAUAUUAAUCGGUACUGAUCGUUCUCCUCUCGUCACAGCAUUGGAAUCAAGAAUUGGCGGUGAUUAUGAACCUACGGCAGUCCGAAACCGGUUCGGGUGGUUGAUCCGAGGAGUGGUGCAGGAUGGAACCACAAUCACAGCUGUCAGAACCAACACCAUCAUCGGAUCGACCCAAUUGGCUCAACUUACCGACGUGAUGAGACAAUUCUGCGAGACAGAAAAUUUCGGCACCGAAUAUCAAGUCGCCGGGAUGUCGGAAGAUCAUCGAAAGGCCGUCUCAAUUUUAGACGGUGAAACCCGGAAGUUGAAUGUGGGAUAUGAAGUGCCCAUUACGUGGCGAGAAGGGGAGCCGAAUUUAAUGUGCAAUCGUCGGAUGGCCGACGAUCGGUUCAAGAGUCUGCUGCGCCGAUUUGAACGUGAUCCAGAGUUCGAAGCCGAUUACAGAAAAGCCAUGCAGAAGAAUUUUGAAAAGGGCUACGCAUCUAUACUAUCCGGUAUAGCUGCAGAAGAAGCGAAAUACUUCCUUGCGCAUCAUGGAGUGUACAAGGGUCCGAAGCUUCGUGUAGUUUUUGACGCUGCGGCGCCCUUUAAAGGAAAGUGUUUAAACGACGCCAUACUGAGUGGACCAGCUUUACAACCAGUGUUACCGGCCGUAUUGACCCAGUUUCGAGAGAGGGAGAAGUAG
Molecule: messenger RNA, 4543 nt
Organism: Daphnia magna
Lineage: Eukaryota; Metazoa; Arthropoda; Branchiopoda; Diplostraca; Daphniidae
Exons: 2
Coding region: 1784-4543 (919 amino acids)
Source: RefSeq, a predicted model, not a curated record